AUGAGGCUACCUAACGGAAAGUCUAGGCGCACUAUCAUAGAAGAGUCUGCUUCUGAAGGCGAAAAUACUGCAAAAUCACCACCGUUUAUACCAUGUUCUGAUGACGAUACAGUGAGUAUUAAUUACGAAGUACCUACGAAAGGAAGACCAAAGAAAGGCAGACAAUUUAAGUAUGGCGGUCUAUCUAGGAUGGAAAGAAAGAGAAACAGACAUUCUAAUAAGGCUUUUCACAACUAUAAAAACAUCGAAGUCCAACCGAAAGUAUUUAUUGAUUAUAAAUGUAAUUGUAAAACAAAGUGCUGGGAAAAAAUAGAUUCAAACAAUCGACAUAAAAUAUUUGAGACUUUUUACAAACUAGAAAAUUACAAUACCCAGAAUAUGUACAUCGCAGCAAGCGUCAAAGAAGCCGACGUUAAAAGAAGGAUGACUAAUAGCAAUAUGAAGAAAAAAUUCUCUCGUAAAUAUCUAUUAGAUAAAGUCGAAGUAUGCCGGGAUUUAUUUGUCAAAACACUUGGUGUUUCUACAAAGAGAGUUAAUACUGCUUUGACUAAAAUGAGGUCACAAGAUUGUUUAGAUAAAAGAGGAGCGAAAAGUGGAGGUAAGAACAAAUGCAGCGAUGAAUUAGUUUCCCAAGUAAGAUAUCAUAUAAACUCUCUUCCUAAGUAUAAAUCACACUAUAGAAGAAGUGAGCGCGAGACCGAAUAUCUUAUGCCAGACAUGACUUUAGACAAGAUGUACGAUUUAUACUGUGAACAUGUAGGAGAAGCUGAGAAGGUUAGUAAGGCUAUGUACACAAAGUUAUUUUACACAUAUUUUAAUCUUAAACGAGCGCCUCUUAAAAAAGACACGUGUAACAAGUGUGACACAUUACAAGCAAAAUUAACUCAUUGCAAAACUGCUGAGGAAAAAAUAGCCAUAGAUACAGAACGCGAAGAACAUUGCCGAAAAUGGGAACAGGCGCGGAAUAAAAUGAAGGCUGAUUUUGUUCUGGCUACUCAAUGUAAGGAAAUAGAAUGUCUCACGUUUGAUCUACAAAAAACGCUUCCAAUGCCUAAGAUACCUACUGGAAUUAUUUACUAUAAACGACAGCUUUGGCUGUAUAAUAUGGGUAUUUAUUCGGCAAAAACCAACUCAAGUGGGUGUUUUGUUUGGAUAGAAGGAAUGGCUGGGAAGGGUGCUCAGGAAGUCGGCUCUUGUCUAUUAAAAUACUUAGGCGAGCAUAUUUCUGAAGAUGUCGAGGAACUAAUUUUAUGGAGCGAUUCGUGUGGCGGACAAAAUCGUAACAUAAAGAUAGUUUUGAUGUUAAAAGCGUUUUUGCAUUGUCAUCCCACAUUGAAAAAAAUAACACAAAAGUUUUUGAUUCCCGGACAUAGUUACCUACCCAAUGACAGAGAUUUUUCCCACAUUGAAUCUGCAAUGAAAAAAUAUCCGAGAUUAUACACUCCUGAUGAUUAUAUACAAGUUAUGAAAGACUGUAAGAAAAAGAACCCUCUUACAGUGACAGUGAUGGCAAAAUCAGAUUUUCUGGGAUCUUCUAAGGUUGAAAAAAUGAUUAUUAAUAGAAAACGUGGUAUUAACAAAGAAUGUAUUAAUUGGCUACAAGCUCGGGAAAUAUACAUAGAAAGAGACUCACCAAACUCAAUUUAUUUUAAAACCGACUUCUUUGGUAAUGCUGUAGAAGUUAAUAUAGGGAGAGCACCUGUUCGUGGCAGACCAGCUUUAAUCUUAAUGGAACAUUUAGUUCCCUUGUGGCCGUCAGGGAAGCCAGUAUCACCCGCGAAAUUAGCCGAUAUUCAAUCCAUAUUACAUCUCAUACCACAAGAUGCACAGAGUUUUUAUAAUGGUCUCGACUGUGAUAAUACUAUAGAAGACGACAUAGAUGGACUAGACACGGUUGAUUUUGAAAUUCAAUUUGAUGAUAACGUCGAAUAAACGUGUAAUUUUGAUAAAUUAAAGCUUUAUCCCGAUUAUAAAUCACAUAGUUUCAUUUAUAUCAACAAAUCCCUAGAUUGUGGUUCUUUUUUGUAUAUGAGAAAACAUAUUAAUUACUUAAUGUUUAAAGGAACCACAUGCACGAUUUCUUAAUUAUUU
Spodoptera littoralis (African cotton leafworm) is the source of this 2091-nucleotide messenger RNA. The record is from the annotation of a GenBank genome assembly. Lineage: Eukaryota; Metazoa; Arthropoda; Insecta; Lepidoptera; Noctuidae.